Nothobranchius furzeri (turquoise killifish) is the source of this 3244-nucleotide messenger RNA. Its product is annotated as NADPH oxidase 4. Gene Ontology annotation, molecular function: superoxide-generating NAD(P)H oxidase activity. NCBI's taxonomy places the organism in Eukaryota, Metazoa, Chordata, Actinopteri, Cyprinodontiformes, Nothobranchiidae. The record is from RefSeq and is a predicted model, not a curated record. Gene Ontology annotation, biological process: defense response; superoxide anion generation. Gene Ontology annotation, cellular component: NADPH oxidase complex; plasma membrane.
CUCUGAUGGUUAUAUGAUUGUUCUCUGCAGACUUUAUUCUGGAUCAUUUGCGGAUUUCUGGUGUUUUAAAUUCACUCCCGCUGAGCAGAACUUUAAAUAUGAGUAGGACUCAGAGGUGAAGAUGAUAAUAGCGUCCCAGUUUGACUUUUUGUUGGAGGUGUGGGUGACGUGGGAGGGUCAAAUGCCCAAACCUGCUCAGAGCAGACAGGAGGAGCGCCGAGAGCACGGAGCAGAGCCGAACCCGGCCGGGCAGGCAGAGACAGCUCCAGCGGGAGGAGGAGGAGGACGGUUCACCGAGGCUUCGGUGGGAGCUCUGGGCGGCUGAAGCGGCAGAGGGUCUGACGCACCAUGGCUGUGUCGGUGCGGAGUUGGGUCGCCAACGAGGGAGGAAAGCACUUGGUCCUGAUGCUGUGGCUGGGAGCCAACACCUGGCUGUUCCUGAGGACCUACCUGCUCUACUCCACUGGACAACAGUACCACUACCUCUACAAGAUGCUUGGGCUCGGACUGUGCAUCAGCAGAGCGUCUGCAUCUGUGCUGAACCUGAACUGCUGUUUGGUGCUGCUGCCCAUGUGCCGUUCUCUGCUGACCUUCAUACGAGGAACGCACACAGUGUCAUCAAGAAAGACACGCAGACUGUUAGACAAGAGCAAAAGCUUUCAUGUUGCAUGUGGCGUCGCUAUCUGCCUCUUCUCUGCUGUGCACGUUUCAGCCCACCUGGUGAAUGUUGUCAACUUCAGCCUGAGCUACUCGGAUGACUUUCCGGCUCUCAACUUGGCUCGCUACAGAGGAGAGGACCCAAAGUGGAUUAUUUUGAGCACAAUCCCAGGAGUUACUGGUGUCCUGCUGGUUCUGAUCCUCCUCCUGAUGUUCAUCUCCUCCUCCUAUUGCAUCCGGGUGUCCAACUAUGAGAUCUUCUGGUACACACACAACCUCUUCAUUGUGUUCUACACCAUCCUGAUGGUGCACAUGGUUGGUGGAGCUCUGAAGUAUCAGACCAAUCUGAAGGCCCACCCCCCCGGCUGUCUCAGAACCAAUCAGAGCAACUCAAAGCUGCAGGAUGAAGACCUCGUCCAGGCUGAGGAUGAUGAUAUUAGAUGCAGAGAAGAUGCUCAUUUUGAGCCGCAUUACCCUCAGACUUGGCUGUGGGUGUCCGGUCCCCUCUGUCUUUACUGUGUGGAGCGUUUAUAUCGCUACAUUAGGAGCAGUGACCCCGUAACCAUAGUAACAGCCAUCAGGCAUCCCUGUAAUGUUGUAGAGCUGCGUAUGCUGAAGAAGGACUUCAAAGCUCGACCGGGACAGUAUAUUGUUCUUAACUGUCCAGGCGUGUCUUCAUUUGAGAACCAUCCCUUCACCCUGACAAAGUGUCCCACAGCAAACAAGGAGACUUUUGGCAUUCAUCUGCGAGUGGUGGGAGACUGGACUGAUCGCUUCACUCAGCUGUUACUUCCUCCACCAAGGGCUGACAUGGAGAUCCUCCCCAUGGUCCAGCAGAGGAGAUACCCCAAGGUUUUUGUUGAUGGUCCAUUUGGAGGUCCUUCGGAGGACGUCUUCAACUACGAUGUCAGUCUCUGUGUUGCUGGGGGAAUUGGAGUCACGCCGUUUGCCUGUGUGCUGCAAGCUCUGCUUGACGGCUGGAGGGGUUUCCGACUGCAGAGGCUGUACUUUGUUUGGGUCUGCAAGGAGAUUCAGUCUUUCUACUGGUUUGCAGAGCUGCUAUGUGCUCUGCACAAGAAGCUUUGGCAGGAGAACAGACCAGACUACUUUAAUCUGAAACUCUAUGUGAGUUGCACAGAAAGCUUACAGCGCAUGUCUGAGGAGCGGUACCGCCCACUUUCAUCCCGGCUGCUGGUUGGUCGACCCAAGUGGAAGAUGAUUCUUGAUGAGAUUGGAAAGAGUAAUAAAAAUAGGCGAGUUGGUGUUUUCUGUUGUGGACCAAAAAGCAUCUCCAAGACUCUCCACAGACUGUGUAACUCGACCCGAUCCAGUGGAACAGUGUUUGAAUUCAACAAGGAGUCCUUCAGCUGAUUAAACGUCACAGCUGGUUACUGAAUUACUUUUAUAAAUAUCCUCAACUUGAACAUUUAUGAACCUUUUGGCUGUCCGGUGUCUCCAGACAUGAAAGGAACCAGCUCAUGAAGUUCUUCGUGUGCUAUGUGAUCAUCCUGACCUCCAGCUGAGAGCUUCUGCUGCUCCAACUUCAUCAUGUGAUUGUGCGAACAUGUGAGCAGACUGAAGAAAACCAGCUCACAGUCUCCUCAUAACCUUGUGCUUUUCCUAAAGCCUUGACACUGCCGUCUAAAGAAAAACGUUUGUUUUCUCACACUGGAGGAAAAGAUUUAACUAAACCGGUGAUCUAGCACAAAUACAACAGGGGACUCCAUCCUUUACAGGUCUUGAACAUCUCUCUAGUCUCACUCAGGGAUCAGACAGCUUUGUAAAUACAGCAGACAGAAACUCUGAAGACCAAAUGCAGAUCUGACUCAUCAUCACUGGUCACCACUGGAUAUAUGAGGCUCUCAGACUGGUACGUUUGCCCUUUAAUACAAAACAGGAUUAGUGUCAUUUAUCCAGAGCCAAGAGUCCAGGGUUACCGAGUUUCUAGUCAGCUUUAGCAACACCGAGUGCAGUCUCUGUUGAGGAAGUUAUCUGAAUCUAUCUCUAAAGCAAACUCAGGGUGGAUUGAAGCUGGUUUAUAACAGGGCUUGUUUUUCAGCAGUUGCUGCAGUUUGAGGGAGAUGUUCAGAUCAACUGCAACCAAAAUGAGUUCAAGAGUUCUGGUUGAGGGGGCAGAUUUUGCUUUGAACUCUACCGUUCCACAGUGCAUUAAAAACCACAUUUAAUAGAUAUAUUUUUACCUUGAUGAAAUGUUUUAGUGUAGUUUUUUACAGAGACGUGCAUCCUUUCCUUUGGCUGAUGAGAAAUACUGAAGCUUGGUGAUAAAAGAGGCAUUGUAGCUUCAGCUCUACAUAGACUGGAAUACAGUCAGAUAUUUUAUUAAUCUCAGACAUUCAAUAAGGGAAAAUCAGAGGAAAAGGACUAGGGCAUGGAAAGCAUUAUUUGUUUUGUUUCGUGUAAGCCAUCCCUUCUUUUUUAGUAUUUGUUCACCAAAGAUCUGCCACAUAUAAACUAAAGUCACAUUAUUUUUCAAGCCAAUCUGUAUAUUAUUUAUUUUAUGUUUUUAUUUUUACUGAGUUUUUUUUUCUUGAAUCACUAUACAAUAAUUAAAGUUGUGUUAAACCUA